Vollenhovia emeryi is the source of this 2457-nucleotide messenger RNA. RefSeq names its product transcription factor 25 (gene Nulp1). The transcript is spliced from 9 exons. NCBI's taxonomy places the organism in Eukaryota, Metazoa, Arthropoda, Insecta, Hymenoptera, Formicidae. The record is from RefSeq and is a predicted model, not a curated record. Gene Ontology annotation, cellular component: RQC complex. Bases 246 to 2066 code for a protein of 606 amino acids.
AAAGGAGAGAGAGGGAUUUUCCUCGUCGUUAACCUUCCAUCGGCUGCUCUCGUCGGACGUCGAUCGCCCUCGUUUGACUCGCCCUCGGUCCACGGCGACCUUCAAAUCUCCCGUAUUUCGAUCGAGAGCUGAACAAAGUUCUUCUUCAGCUCUUCCAGAGCAUUCCAGAUCACGAGCACUUGGAGCCACAGGCGUUCUCGCGAGACGAGAAAGUAACAAGAGACACAUUCCACACGUAUUCCGAGAUGUCCACGCGGUACAUGAAGAAGGUUUACGGCAGCGACGUGACUCUCGGCAAGGGUAACGACGACACGAGCGACCCGGAAGUCUCGAUGACCGACAACGCCAGGUCCAAGUGUUUCAACGUAUUCGACGUGUUGAACCAGAACUCGGACAAGGACGAGGACACCGACGGCAGACAGCAGGACGAGGACGAGGACCCGGCUGCGAACGGCGUGGAUUCAAACGACAUGAAGCGUAGGAAGCGGAAGAAAAAGCACAGGAGGCCGGAGAACGAGAGAGCGAGGAGCCAGCAGGAACACGAUGCCGAGUGCAAUGAGAACGUGGACGAGAUCGAACGAAGCGUGAAGGAGGUGAACAAGUUGCUUGGCGAGCCAUUGCCGGGCUGCAGUAGUCAAGUUAUGGAAGCGCAAUGGGUCGACCGAGUGUCCAAGGAGAGUGUACUGACUGUACAGCGUAAGCACUUGAAUCCGUAUAACGAAUUGAAGAAGAUCUUCGGCACUAAGACUAUAGAGGCUGGGCAAAGCAAGAAAAAUAAAGGUCGUCCUGGGAAUUUAAAGAAGACAUGGUUGAUUGGCCCGCAAGAUAACACUUGGGUGCCAACUACCAAAUUUGGACUGUCCAUGUCUCCGGAUCAUUCUAUGAAGACUACGGGGAAUGUACAGUACUUUAUGUAUAAACAUAGCGUCUUUUACACAGAGCUGCAAUAUCGGUUCUUGGACGCUGUUGAAAGUCUGAAUCCGGAGAACAUAAUUAAUAUAGUAAACACUCAUUCUUACCAUAUAGAUUCCCUCCUGCAAAUAUCUGAAAUAUGUAAAAUGAACGACGACUUGGCAUAUGCAGCGGAGUUUAUUAAACGGGCUGUGUACUGCUUGGAGUGUGCGUUUCAUCCGUUCUUUAAUAUAUCGUCCGCGCAAUGCAGAUUGGACUACAGGAAGCAACAGAAUCGCGCGCUUUUUAUAACACUUUUUAAGCAUCUUGGAUUUGUCGGCGGACGUGCUUGUUAUAGAACGAGCUUGGAACUUUGUAAAUUAGUUUUGUCACUGGAUCCCGAGGACGAUCCGUUAGCGGUGGUCUUGGCCAUCGACUUCUACGCCUUGAAAGCCAAAGAGUACGAAUGGUUCGUGAAAUUUUGCAAUCUGUGGGAAGAAUCGAGAAAUUUAACUCAAUUGCCAAACAUCGCGUACAGCCUGGCACUGGCUCAUUUUCGUCUGGGAAACAAAUCCGACGCCGAUACGCUCCUGCAAAACGCUCUCAUCAUGUUUCCGGGUGUAUUGAUGAUCUUGUUGGAGAAAUGUAGCAUUCAAACAGAUGCGAAGAUAAUGUGCCACGAUUUCUUCACCUCUAAAGCAGAAGUCAGCACAUCGCCAGCUCUAGGGAAGCUGCAAAAGUUGUAUGUAGUCCGUAGCUUCUAUCUCUGGAAGGAGGCAGAUAUUUUACCGUGGUUGGAGGAAAGUGUGCACGCUGUGCUAAACCGUAUCGAGUCUAAGGACGAUUAUAUCAAGUACUGUCAAGUGAAGCGUAGCAAACGCUACCGCGGAAAGCUGCCAAGAAACAUUUUGAGGCACAUUGUAUUAUCAGAUUUGCCGGAUGUUACAGUUAAUGGCCAAGAGAUUCAGGGCGAAGACCCAAUGCUGGCGCACGAUCCAUUGCCGCCACUAGACAGUAUCGAUCUUUAUGAAAGGCCUAGGGCAAACGACAGGCCAGCUGAAAGCAGUUCCAACUUCUUUUCCCUCUUUUUCUCUUCGCUUUUCACGGAUGUCAAUGGCGCAACUGCUGCUUUAAAUGAUUUAAAUCUAUUUGAGGAGAACGAUGACCACGCAUAAUAACAGCUUUCCCUAAUCAUAUGAAACUUAACAACGCUAAAAGAAGAAAGAAAUCUACACAAAUUGUGCAAUUUUAAGUAAUACACAUAUAUCGUUUUAAAUAGUACAUGUAAAAAUGCAGAAAAGUAGUCGGUACAUACGAUAAUCCAAUACAAAGAUAAUUUCGGAGUCAUUUGAUUUCGUUUAUAAAGAAAUUUUAUAUAUAAAAAUUGCAAUUUUGUUAGAAUUUCUGCUCAAUGUAAAAAUGCUUCUGAAUAUAGCACGUAGUAUUGCAGUAUUAUGCAUCGCUGCAUUAAACAACAGACAAUUGUUAUAACAUCAUAAAUCCGUUAUUGUAUAUGCAUUUUUUUUAAACUUGUAAAUAUGAUAAAUAUACCUAUACUGCAGUAAA